Messenger RNA from Oreochromis niloticus (Nile tilapia), 1085 nucleotides. RefSeq names its product cyclin dependent kinase 2 interacting protein (gene cinp). The transcript has 5 exons. Lineage: Eukaryota; Metazoa; Chordata; Actinopteri; Cichliformes; Cichlidae. The record is from RefSeq and is a predicted model, not a curated record. Bases 138 to 770 code for a protein of 210 amino acids.
GAGCUUCUCGCGCACAGGUGAGUUCACCUGAGAGCCGAGACCGGAAACCAGACACCCGCGGUCAAAGAAGACGACUGGAAGAAAAACCACCGAAGAAGAAGCUGAGCGGGCGGAGCUGGUCGGAGCUGAUCGAUCAGAUGGAAGGUGACAUCUCAGUCACGUCAGCAAACAGGAAGUCUGCUGCGAUCACAGGAAGUGCGAGAAAGAUUAAAGACAACGCUGCCGACUGGCACAACAUGAUGCUGCGGUGGGACAGGUUGAAUGAGGACGGCUUCAUGGCGGCAGCAAGCAUCGUCAACAUGAGGCGUGCUCAGAGCGAUCAGCUGCUGCUCAACAAUUCUUCAUCGCCUCCACCCUCUUCCUCACCACAGCACGUGGGCGGAGCUUCUGAGCUGCAGGACAAAUGUCUCAAACUGCAGGAAAUCGUAGACAAAAUGGCUGCUGUGGUGACGAAGAUGGAUCGUCUGAUGACAUCACAGCGUGGAGUAGAGGAUCUGGAGGCGUUUCAGUUUGGAGCCGAAGGAAGAAAAACUCCUCUGUUUCACAGCUGGAGCACCAGAGAGUUCGGUGAAAUCUCUCAGGUGCUGCUGGACUCGUUCCGUCGGGAGCUCCUCUUGAAGCAGACAAUCCUGCAGGAAGUGGCUCACACAGUGACCUCUGACCUCUGCAUGGUCUUUCUGUCCGGCUGGCUCCAUCAGCCGUUCAUUCCCACGCAGAGCAGACUCAGGCUGGAGGCGUUGCUGCUGGAGACCGGGCACCGCCCACUGUGAGGCCAUCACCCAGCCAGAGGGAUGGAGCUCCGCCUACUUCCAAGGAAGCCCUGUCAGAGACGUGAAAGAGUCGCAACAGAGGAACGCCAGACUGAUCAGUGACUCUAUUGAUCAUCCAUUAAACCUGAUGCAGGUGUGACCCUGGCUCCACCCCAAUGAACGAGACUCACUCAGCCCCUUAUUUGUUUGAGAUCAAAGGCAAUAAACUGAUCAAUAGGUGACCUGUCAUCAGCACAGCAGAGCUCACCUGUUGCCUCACCUGUACUUGUGUGGCUUAAUUCUGAUGACAUCAUUAAUAUUAAACAUCUCCACAAA